GUCCUCAUGACCUUGAUCUUGCAACACGCAUAUGUAAUGGUUUACGACCAGAAAUCGUUACCAAUACUCCGGAAGUAUACUUAUCACUAAUGAAAAGAUGCUGGCAUCAAAAUCCUGAAGAACGUCCUAAUGUUAUAGAACUAUGUGAGAAAUUAGAUAGUUGGGCAACGGCUAUACAACAUAAUCCUACUUCGAUGAUUUCCCGACAAUUUCGAGGCGUUAAUAGAGAAAGAUCCGUAUUCGAGAAUCGAACUAUUGACUCUAUGGCAAUAUACAAUA
Dentiscutata erythropus is the source of this 279-nucleotide messenger RNA. NCBI's taxonomy places the organism in Eukaryota, Fungi, Glomeromycota, Glomeromycetes, Diversisporales, Gigasporaceae. The record is from the annotation of a GenBank genome assembly.